UUUGAAGGCAGCCACAAAUCAUAAAUACCUCUUCUUCACGGACUCUUUGGUUGGCAGCGGCCUCCUCUUCGUCUUGCCUCUUUCGCUUCACGACAAAUUCCCAAUUAAUUUUAAUUUUUGUUUUCAAAUCCAUAUUCAUUGAAAUUAAUUGAUAAACAAUCAAUUACUAAAAUUUUCGAUAUAAUUUAUUCUACUUUUUACAAAUAUUAUAAGUAUUCCCGGAAAUUGAGCUCUUUAUUUUGGCGUUGAAUAUGGAUUGUGAAACGAAGGAAAAUUCUCGCGACGGGAUUGUCGUUAACGGCGAAACCGACAGCGUUUUGGGGUCUCAUGCCAACAGGAACAAGCUCAUCAUCGAUACCGAUCCCGGGAUUGAUGAUAGCAUGGCGAUCUUAAUGGCAUUCCAAAAUCCGGAUGUGGAGAUCUUAGGUUUGACGACUGUGUUUGGUAAUGUUACUACUGAGGAUGCCACUCGUAAUGCCUUACUUCUGUGUGAGAUCGCAGGGUGUCCUGGUGUUCCUGUAGCAGAAGGCAGCCCUGAACCUCUUAAGGGUGGGAGGCCACGUGUGGCUGACUUCGUUCAUGGCUCUGAUGGACUGGGGCAUAUAUUUCUACCUCCUCCGAAAUCUAAGAAAUGUGAUAGGAGUGCCUCUGAAUUUUUAGUUGAAAAGGUCUCUGAAUAUCCUGGUGAAGUAUCUGUACUUGCACUUGGACCACUGACAAACUUGGCAUUGGCGAUCAAAAGGGACUCUUCCUUUGCUAGCAAGGUGAAAAAUAUUGUUGUACUUGGUGGCUCAUUCUUUGCAUUAGGAAAUGUGAAUCCUGCUGCUGAGGCAAAUAUUUAUGGAGACCCUGAAGCGGCUGAUGUUGUGUUCACUUCGGGAGCAAAUAUUGUUGUUGUUGGGAUAAACAUUACCACCCAAGUCAAAAUGACAGACGAUGACCUCCUCGAAUUGAAGCAAUCAAAGGGAAAGUAUGCCAAGCUACUGAGUGACAUGUGCAAAUUCUACAGAGAUUGGCAUGUACGGUCUGACGGUGUAUAUGGGAUAUUCCUCCAUGACCCUGUCAGUUUUGUGGCCCUAGUUCGGCCGGAUCUCUUCACAUACAAGAAGGGGGUUGUGAGGGUUGAGACGCAGGGCAUAUGCUUGGGGCAUACAUUGAUGGAUCAAGGAUUAAAAAAAUGGAAUGGAAGCAACCCAUGGACAGGCUAUUCCCCAGUUUCCGUUGCUUGGACAGUGAACGUGGAUGAAGUCCUGAAAUAUGUUAAAAAACUGUUGAUGAAACCAUAAAAGCUGGAAAAACCACUUGACAUUUUGAAAGAUGUCCUGGAGAUUGGGAUGCCUUCGAUUUCCGCUAAAGGGCCCCUUGUAAUUUUAUUCUCUUCUUGCUACGCAUUUUUAGGUUUAAAAGGCUCAUAAUUGUUCUCAUGUUGGAGGAUUUUUUCUUUAUUGGAAAAACCAUUCAAUUUGAUGAUCCUCAAGUAAUCAGAAACUGUAAAUGAUGCUUGAUCAUAAAUAUUUAAUAUCACUAAGUCUUGAUGCAUUGCUACACAAUAUUUUAGUGCUGAUAAGUCCUUUGCCUAUCCCUUCUUCUGCAAAAAAAAAAAAAGAAGUCAAUCUCAGAUAUUAGAAAAGCUUAAAUUAUAAAUUUAGGAGUCGAAAUCACCAAUGGAAGCUCUGUUCCAUGCAAAUACAGAUCAUUCCUACGUUACUAAGAAUAAUCUUGAGGACACCUUAUUAUAAAUUUUGUCUGGACCAAAACAAAAGUAGAAAUUUAAUGUCCUUUAUUCAGCAGAGCAAGUAAAUGA
This is a messenger RNA of Durio zibethinus, 1804 nucleotides long. Its product is annotated as uridine nucleosidase 1-like. NCBI's taxonomy places the organism in Eukaryota, Viridiplantae, Streptophyta, Magnoliopsida, Malvales, Malvaceae. Gene Ontology annotation, cellular component: cytosol. The record is from RefSeq and is a predicted model, not a curated record. Gene Ontology annotation, molecular function: purine nucleosidase activity. Gene Ontology annotation, biological process: purine nucleoside catabolic process.